Molecule: messenger RNA, 888 nt
Organism: Gastrolobium bilobum
Lineage: Eukaryota; Viridiplantae; Streptophyta; Magnoliopsida; Fabales; Fabaceae
Exons: 1
Coding region: 1-888 (295 amino acids)
Biological process (GO): shoot system development; root development
Source: RefSeq, a predicted model, not a curated record
AUGGAAGUAUCUCCAUUGAACCACAAAACUCAUAACCAUGCUCGUUCUAAUAGUUUGCCUUCUAAGCCACACCCUGUCAUUCUACAAUGCAAUGAACACUUAGCCAGAUUAGGGGGGGCUUCUGAUGCCACCUCCUCUUCUUCAUUGCUCAGCCACAAACUAAGUGCCCUUCAGGAUUUGCAUAACACUGUUGAAAAAUUGAUUCAAUUACCUCAAACACAAGAGGCACUUGUCCAGGAACACCAAGAGCAAUGGGUAGAUGAGCUCUUGGAUGGGUCUCUAAAGCUCCUAGAUACAUGCACAGCAACAAAAGAUGCACUACUGCACACAAAAGAGUGCACCCGUGAACUACAAUCAAUUAUAAGAAGAAGAAGGGGAGAGGAAGUGGAGCUCACGUUAGAGGUUAAAAAAUUCUUGUCCUCAAGGAAAGUGGUGAGAAAGGCCAUUUUCAAGGCAUUGGAAAAUUUGAAGGGUCAUGCAAAUAAUUGCAACCUCUUUAUUACCAACAAAGACUAUCAAACUGUGGCCUCGGUUAACUUGUUAAAAGAGGUUGAAGUCAUCACUUUAUCCAUAUUUGAGUCAUUGUUGAAUUUCAUUUGUGGGUCAACACAAUCAAAACGAAGCACCUGGUCUUUGGUUUCAAAGCUAAUGCACAGCAAAAGGGUAUCCUACUCACUAGGAGUUGAUGAGAAUGAGUUUGCAAAAGUGGACGCUGCUUUGCAGUUCUUUGCUUUGAACAUGGCAAGCAAGUCAAAUGACAUCGAUGACUUGCGAAAUAAGUUGGCAAGAUUGGGAUCAUGCAUUCAAGACCUUGAAGAAGGACUUGAGUCACUGUUUAGGCGUUUAAUUAAAAUCAGAGUUUCCCUGCUCAACAUCCUCAAUCACUAG